AGAGGAGGAGGGGAGGGGCAGGAAUGCAGUCCAUACCGAUGUGAUGGUGCUGCUCUGAAUGCCAGUCUCUGCCAGUGUCACUGCAACUCUACGAACCAGAAAUUACUGGAGUGUUGCACCGCGCAAAACAUUUCAGUAGCGUAGCUGAUGGAAACGGAGCCCGUUAGACAUGUGCGCGAACGUUUUCGGCGCGUUGAAAAGCCUGUUUGGGAAACCCUUUGAUGGUGGGAAGAGGACGAUGGAUCAUGGCAGUCAGCAGUCACAGACUCAACAGAUGCCAGGACCUUUCCCAGGUUAUGCCGGACCCCAGGGCCCGUAUCCUGGGCAGCACCCAUCCCUGUUACGGCUGGAUGAGGUGCAGAGGGAGAUCGCCACCCUGGGCCCACAGGUGUGCUCUUACAGCGGCCUGCAGAGCGACAGAGAGUACAAACGACUGGAGCGAGAGCUGACCCGAUUAUUGCUGGAGGUGGAUAAGGUGGAGACAGAGGGCCGGCCGGAGCUUCAGCAGGCCCGGAAGCGUGCGGCGGGAGAGGUCGAGGGUCUGCUUCGGUACCUGGAGGGUAAUGCUACGCAUCCAUCUCGGCUGGCCAUUGAGGAGCUGACCCAGGAGGCACAGAACAUGCUGAACGAAGGGGUUGUGGGGCCGUUCCGGCAGGGCCAGGCUCUAGAAGCCUUUGAGAUCAGUGAGGAGCUGGUGGAGGCUGUGCAGGACGUGGCCAUGCGGCUGGCUCAGGUCAAGACGGGUGGGAGCGUACCACUCAGGAAGGCCCGUUACAAGGCGUUGACAAGGGUCUGUGCUGUACAGGAAAUACUAGAGGGCCGUGUACGCACUAAUACGCUGGCGCUGCCGCUCUCUGACGACACGCACGAGGCCGUGCAGCGCAUUAAUCAAGUUAUGGCGCAGGUGAGUGGUGCCCGCUGCCAGGAAGUGGCUCUGCUGAUGGGUCUGAGUGGGCGUGAUAGCUGUACCCACCUAGCAAGGAUCCUCACAGAGCUGUUGGUUGAACUGGACGCCCUGGAUGUGUCUAGUAACGCUGCUGUGAGGAACUACAGAAAACAAGUGGUGGAGGAGAUCAAUGGUCUACUAAAACAUCUUGACCUGGAGGGAGAAGGAGAUGACACACGCAGGUAUGAUCUAGCGCAAAAUGACUCGAUUCGUGAAAUCGAGGCGAUUAGGGGGCGUGUCUCAGUGCUGCGGGAGGAGGUGCUCCGGCAUGGUGCCACAGGACAGGGGGCGGAGCUGCAAGGUCUCCUUACGCACCUGGAUCAGGUGGACACGGGGCGAAAUCCCUGCAUCCGGGAGGCACGGCGCAGGGCUGUGUUGGAAGUUCAAGCACUCAUCACCUUCCUAGACCUCUGGGAGGCCCUAGGACGUCGUAACCCUGGAGCAGAAGAGCCUCCACCUCACGCGGCCGUGUGGCGUGUCUUAGCCAGCCUGUGCGAACUCCAGGCCCAGGUGUUGGGCUUUGACGGCAAGAGGGCUGACAAGAGCUACAUGGUAUUGGAAGAGCUACUGACCAAACAACUUCUGGCUCUUGAUGCUGUGGACCCUCAAGGGGACGAGGGGACCAAACUUGCCCGCAAGCAAGCUGUUAAACACGCCCAGAAUAUCCUUAGUUACCUGGAUAUGAAGACAGAUGAGUGGGAGUACUGAGAGGCUGAUAAGAGACUGCAGUAUUGCAGAGAUUUCCCUGAAUAAGGAGCCGCAAGAAAAAGGCAAAAGCUUUUUUGCCUCGUGUGCGACAUCAGGACAAGACACGGCCGUGCCGAGGAUACAGGCCAUGGGCGGAAUUUUUAAUUUGUAUAUAAAAGACUUUGUGUUUCGCCGUGGGCAGCGAGACUGUUACCCAUGAUGCACUGCACCUGCUGCUUUUGUUGGUCCAUUACUGGUCCCUGAAAACAGCCUUUCUUCUGGCAGAAGGAAACCCGGUUUCUACUGCCAUGAAGCAUUUGUUUUCAUGACAAUAAUCCAUGAUCUUUUUAGUUGAAUCUGUGCUGUUGAUUGGUGUGGUGUGGUGCUAAACCCUGUUCUGCUGCCAAAAUCUGCUUCCUGCUUUACCACAUGCCUGUGUGGAACAAAUUUCAGUCUUUAUCACGGUGUGAACACAUCAGCUCUUCAUUCCUAUCCAGUUAGAGCCAUAUAGGAGCACACUCACAGUCCUGCUAUGACCACAACAGGUUGUUCAGCGGGCCAUUUCCCGUUAAUCACACAUAAUGGAAAAGGCAGCCCAAGCUUAGUAUUCAUAGGUUUAAUCUCUUCUCUGAAUUGCACUUUCAGAGCCUAGGUUCCUCUCGUUACAGUUAUUAGCUGCAUAUAAACAAGAACUGACCCUACAUGUGGGAACAAUUGUUUUUACAUACAUAUAUCCCAUUAAGAAAAUUGUAUCUUAAAAUAGAUGACGCAGUAAAUAAACAUUGGUUUGUGAUAUUAGUUUAAAGAUGAAGUGUGGAAUUUUAUUUUAACAUGAAAUUACACACUUCACCUUUUAAAGAAGACUUUUUGACAUCAAAGAAGAAGAAUGUGAGUAAACCAGUGAGAGAAACAGCUAAAAAAAAUCAAUCAGAUUUCUAAUCCUUCCUGCAGUUUUGCCAUAUUUCAGAGGGUCGAGGUCAAAAUUGCAAUGAGGUAUUGUCUUUGGAGACGUUUCUUUGUGGUAUCGAUAUGGAGGACAAAAAUAGAAACUAGUUCACAAUUUGCUUUUUUUGCUGUUAGGCAAUAAGUGCCUGUGCAAGCCACCAGGGAAUAGAGCAGAGACUGAAAGAGCGUAUCUGUGAUUGUUUUAAAAAAAAAAAAAAAAAAAAAAAAAAAAAAAAGUGGUGCAUGCUAUUUUGGUAGUGAGACUGAUCAAAGUGGACAGGGGCGUUCUAGAACAUUUUCACUGGAGCGGCAUGGAAAGACAGCAAGCUAUCAAACAAGCACUGAAAAACUGGCUACAUUCACACAGUUGAAUGUGACCCAAAUCUGAUUUUUCAAAGGGGGACAGCAAAAAAUACAUUUAAUAUGACAUUUUAACCAUAUAUUAAAUAUAUGGUUCACUUUCAUAUGUGGGAAUGAGUUGGUUAAAGUGAUUUCCCCCAUAUGACUGUAUUGUGAAUUCAUAUAAGAUUUUGUUUUGCUUUUUUAUUUACCCUUGAUUCCAAAACAUUUAUGUAUUACAUUAUAUAAAGUAUUACACAGAAAGGUGCAAAAGUAUAAAACUUAUAAUUGUAUAAAACAAAUGUUGUGGCACUUUGAACUGUAACUAUUAUUAGUCACCACUGUGGGUUUUCAUUGGCCAAUAUGAAUACAGUUAUCUAGAGAGCAGAUGGUUGAUAUAGGAUAAUACAAUAAGGCAAUAAAGUGCAACAGGUGGGUUCCGGAAAAAUCCCUUUCAUUUUCUCUACAGGGGAAUUGAUUUUGAAUCAUAACUACUGUGAGCUACUUGGUUGUUAGUCGAUGCUUUAUUUCAGUUUGUUUUUAAAUAGUGUUCAAUAGCAGAAUUUCUGGUAAAAAAAAAAAAAAAACUACAUUACCUGUGAUCCUGGGGAGAAAUCUCCAUUCUCCACCAGUCAGAGAAUUGAGACUAUAGUGAAUCGCGACAAAAGAACUCUUUAGCACUCUCCCACUACCAUGAAGCACUGGCAAAUUACGUAAUAGAGUUAAUCUCCCUACACUUUUGAGCUACUUAAAUAUUUAUAUACAUAAUAUGCAUAUUUUGCAAUAAACGUAACUUUAACUCAAUUUCUCUAUAAUUUUUAUUUCGAUUUUUAUCAUUCACAAUGCUUCAUGCUUCCUUAAAGCUGUUAAAAAGUCUAGUACCUUUGUCUUUUUGUCUGAUUUAAAAAUUAUUUUUCUGCUUUAAAUCAAAAUUUGUAAUGUAAUUCACUUCCUAGCUGGUUGGAUUGGUUUAUGGCUUAUAACUUAAAUUAAGCCUUUUUUUUUUUUUUAAUCCCACGGGGAAAAAAUGUGAAGGGAAAAAAAAAAAAACUUCCGGAACCAAGGCCACUGAAAAUGUGAAUGGGCGCUGUUGCACUCAAAACAACACUGAAAUUAAACACGCAUGUAUUUACACAUUAUUUCUUUGAUUCGAUUCUAAAAUAUUUAAAAAUGGAAAUUAUGCAUUGACGUUGACAAGGCUGUCUGUAGACUCGUGGAAAUAACAUAAGGGACGCAAGCAAGGCGUAAUCAGUACACGUACAGUAUAUCGAUCCAUCACUAGUAUUGAUAGAAAGUGACAAUACAAAUUAAAUGUUCUAAUUUCAUUUAAUAACAAAAAUGUCAUAUUGAAAUUUUAUUAUGGAAGUAGUUGUUGUUGAAGAACAGGGUCAGCAUGCACACAUUAGUGGUAUUUUGGAACGGUUUAGUGAACAAUUCAAUGACUCCCCUAAAGUUCACGUUUAUUCUUGAAAAGUCACUUUUUAAUUUUUAAAUAAAUUGGUGUAUUUGAACUAAUUGUUUGAGCAUUGCCUGUUUAGAGCAGUGUUUGAUAUGGACCACAUUUAAAAGGUCAUGUAAACAGCUUCACAAAAAAACAGAUGAAAAAUUAAUUGGGCACUUUAGCUUGCAGUGUGAAGCAGUCUGUUUAAACCCCUCAGAGACUGCUGAAUGUGGGAGUAGCUUGUCUGUGGUAAAAACCGCAGGAGUAUCCAGUUCUGCCGUUUAAAAUUUGACCACAGAGGCCAGGUGAUGGCCGAACACACACAUAAAUAAUAUAUUCUGUCAUCGGUAUCAUGCUGGGCUGUUGAGCCUCUCUUUUCAUUUCAACUAUCUGUGCUGUCAGUAGUUUACAAUGGCUUGUUUUGACCUAGAACUGUGACAGUCCUCUGUUUGGCUGUUUAUUUCGGUCGUGUCCCACUUGCUGUGUGGUCACUACCCUCUGUCCUGCUCUACAUAAGGGCACGUCCAAUUAAAAGGACACUCAGCAGUCAGGAAGCAACACCACAGUUAUCAACAAAGAAAUCAGGUUGUGCUUGGAUUACACCCAGACACUCAUAUCUAAGGGCAUUCUUUUUGAAAAAAAUUAAAUAAAAUGACAAUAAAGGCACAGGGGCCAGAAGUGAGUGGUGCUGGUCAUGGUCAGAAGAAAUUAAUCCAGACUUUGUCAUCAGACAGCCGUUGUCUGGCAGAGUCCCCUGCGGUGGGCAGCACUGGCAGUUCAGCUGAGGAGGAUCCUACAUCAGUCAAGGUGAAAUACACGCUCCAACAGCACUUUAAAAGCAACCUUGCACUAGGCGUUGGCGUUGUUUUGUGCACCUCUUCUAAACCCACAUAUAUGACAAAGAUGUGAGCUAAUAUUGUCAGUUCUGUGCAACCAGACUUUUUUUGUUUGCUGUUUUUCCAGCACAAUAUGCAUUGGCUGCACACACACUGCAGAUAAAUAUGGUUGACGCUCCUCAUUAAAUCCAUGUGGUAUAACUAGUUGUUAAUGCAGUAGUGCUGCCUAAUAUACAGGCAGAUUGUCUGAGGUGCAGUGCUAGAAAAUCAGUUAUGUAUCUCAUUUGCAAAUCUUGAUACCUGUCUGUCUACCGUAGUUACAUCAGAGGUUCUCUGCCCUGAGGUCACCAGAGAUUUCUAUAACCUUUUAGCUGUAAGGGGCUGUUCAUCCUAGAUGGAGAACAAAAUGGGUCAUAAUGCAAGGGUCUGAAGAUAAAUUUUUCAAAGCUGAACUACUGAAGUCAUGAAAAAACAGAAGUAGCAAGAGAUUUUUUUUUUUUUUUUUUUUUUUUUUUCAUAUUGUGACAUCUGACGGAACAUAUUGUUUCAAAAAAGAACAAUUUUUGGAUUUGGUUCUAUCCAUCGGUUGUUAAUUGGAUGGAGGCAGAUCUGAAUGUGAGCUUGAAGUCGAUUUUAAGAAAAGGGGCGGGGUUUAAGCGGAUGAAAUGGUGCGUUCAUGUCAUGUUAUAAUUAACAUAAUUUCGAGAUGACAACACGUGACGUUCUGAGCUGUUAUGCGUUUCAUGCGUUUCUAUGGCAAUACUAUCAAUGCCUAAAUGAAUCUGCAGCGGUCAUGUGGUACAAGUAGGAGCUCUCAGAAAUUUCCCAGGUUUCAAGUUGUAAUUACGAGCUCUACGAGGAUGGAAGUUAAAAUCUCGUAAUUACAGUAAUUACCACAUGGCAUGUGUCCGGCAUGUGUCAUCAGACAAGUCUGAUGUUUCACUGGAAGAUUGCGUUAUGAGACUUUGAUUACAAAUUUAAGGUCCAAAAUAAAUGUAAUUAAAUAACAUGGAUUUAUUGUUCACAAUAAGAUGCAUUUAGAAAAAAAAAAAACAUCUACACCAAACGCGAGUGGGUGACAUGACAAAAGCGAACAGAACCCAUUAUAAUCAGUGAUGCUGUCUACACUUGAAGCGACAGGACACAACAAAUUUCAGACAUUAAACUGAUGAACAUUAUAUUUCUGACGUACUCCAAGUGCUCGCGCUACCUUGACAUGAAAAACAAAUGGAUUUGCAUUUGGGUCGCUUUGUCAUGUCCAGUUUUGACAGCCUCAAGCUGUUGUGGCACGAUGCAACAUGAUUUGUUUCGCAGGUAUUUUACCCAUAUUUUGUGUACAUUGUGUUUUAGGGUUAAACGAAAUGUCCAUAAACUUAUCCUAAAUUAUCAGAAGUGCCCACAUCUGGAGCUUUAGGUCAGUUCAUAGGUGUAUCAAUCUAAGUUGUCUUUCUUAAAAUGUUAUUAGGACUUUCAUAUUUGACAUGCAUUGUCAAUCUACAUCAUUGUAGUCUGCAUUCCAGAUUCCAAUAGCUGCCAGAUCUCUCCACAGCUCUACACAGACGAUUGGUCUGUCAGAUCUGAGUCAUACUGAAUUCUGCUAAACUAUCUCCAUGGUUAUGGUCACAAAUCAAAUCCAUUCCGAUUGUUGAAUGACACUCAAUAGCAGUUAAUAGGUCAGCGAGUCACCUAGAACUAUUACAGUUCUUUUGUAUGUGGUGAAUUAAUAUUACUUUGAUUGUAUUAAAAUGAGCUUUAAAACAGAUAUUUGACAUGAUAUGAAGACCAAGUUCAUUUGUUACACGGCUCUAUUCCUGCUUUAAUGUAAUGAGCGAGCGUUGCACCUGUCUUUGAAUAUUUUGUUUACGGCAGUUACAGUCUUUAUUAGCAGUGACAUGGUUGAUGUGAGAUGACAGGCGUCAAAAUUGUUGUUAGGUGUAAAAACACCAUGCAGUGUGAAGUCUUUUUGGAUGCCAUACUGAAGUUCAUCGCUACGAACAACAUAAAACACAUUACAGUACCUGCAAGAAAGAGAAUGUAAUGAAGAAUGUCCAUCUUUUUUUAUACCAAAGUUAAUUCCGUCCUGUUUUUAACUUCCAUUAUCUUUGUAAUCACUGAAACUCAGUAUAUACAAACCAGAAAAGGUAAAACUUCCCACUCUAGCUUUUGGUUUUCCUUAUCUGACUAUAUGUCUGGAAGAAUGUGUUUUUUGUGGUGAGCUGUGAGAGUGUAUAAAUGUGUCAUGCUAUUUAUGAUGUUCGACGCAUUGUGUAUAUUGUCUGGUUUAUGCUUGUUUUAAAAAAAAAAAAGCACAUUAAGUUCAAACUGCUGUGUGAAUGCUUUGGUCAGCGGGUUGUUUGAUUUUUACAUGUCUACAAUGCUAAAUAAAAGAUGGUGAUCUGGAAAUAA
Ctenopharyngodon idella (grass carp) is the source of this 7600-nucleotide messenger RNA. It is a transcript of the gene bag5, whose product is annotated as BCL2 associated athanogene 5. The transcript is spliced from 5 exons. Lineage: Eukaryota; Metazoa; Chordata; Actinopteri; Cypriniformes; Xenocyprididae. Gene Ontology annotation, molecular function: adenyl-nucleotide exchange factor activity; protein-folding chaperone binding. Gene Ontology annotation, biological process: negative regulation of protein ubiquitination; protein stabilization; regulation of inclusion body assembly. Gene Ontology annotation, cellular component: cytosol; cytoplasm; membrane. The coding region runs from base 170 to 1654 and encodes 494 amino acids. The record is from RefSeq and is a predicted model, not a curated record.